AUGGGAAAACAAGAAGAAUAUGAAGAGACUGAGUCAGAAGAAGAAUCAUCAGAUGAAGAAGAAGAAGAGGAGCCAGAGAAAUGGAGAAGACACUACUCAUCAAAGCACAGGAUUUUAUUGGUUGGAGAAGGUGACUUCUCCUUCUCUCUUUCUUUAGCCAGAGCUUUUGGUUCUGCUCGCAACUUGGUUUCUACUACUGUUGAUACCCAAGAUAACAUAGCCAAAAGGUACAGUAAUGGAGUAGGAAAUGUGAGGGAACUAGAAGAGAAAGGAGGGUUAGUGUUCUAUGGAGUGGAUGCCAAAGAGAUGAGUAAGCACUUCUUUUUGAGGACUCAGAGGUUUGAUCGAAUUGUCUAUAACUUCCCUCAUGUUGGUUUCCUCUACCGUGAGGAUAGCUACUGCCAAAUCCAGUUGAACAAGAGACUGAUAAAGGGCUAUUUAAGUAAUGCCAAAGUUCUGCUGAGGGAGGAGAAAGGGGAGAUUCAUGUAGCACACAAGGAAGGUGACCCUUAUGACAAAUGGGAUUUAGUCAAGAAAGCAGAGAAGAUAGGCUUGGUUUUGCACGAAAUGGUGCCCUUCUCCAGAGAAGAUUAUCCAGGAUAUGACAACAAGAGAGCCCACGGUGACUGUUCUGAUGCUCCCUUUCGACUUGGGGAUUGCAGUACUUACAAGUUCAAGCCUAAACGCUCAUCCAAUCUUGCAUAG
Dovyalis caffra is the source of this 705-nucleotide messenger RNA. NCBI's taxonomy places the organism in Eukaryota, Viridiplantae, Streptophyta, Magnoliopsida, Malpighiales, Salicaceae. The record is from the annotation of a GenBank genome assembly.